This is a messenger RNA of Mus pahari (shrew mouse), 1533 nucleotides long. RefSeq names its product transmembrane protein 18 (gene Tmem18). The coding region runs from base 61 to 486 and encodes 141 amino acids. The transcript is spliced from 5 exons. Gene Ontology annotation, cellular component: nuclear membrane. Lineage: Eukaryota; Metazoa; Chordata; Mammalia; Rodentia; Muridae. The record is from RefSeq and is a predicted model, not a curated record.
GCGCCUUUCCUGGCUGUCGGAAGCUGCGGACUCGUCCGGGCUGUUGGGGUCCCUGGCGCCAUGGCGUCCGCGUACUCAGUCCGAGCCUUCCCAGUCAGCAUCCCUGCGGUGAUCAUGGAGACAGACUGGACAGAGCCAUGGCUCUUAGGACUCCUCGCCUUCCACCUGCUGUGCCUCCUUCUCACAUACUUCUCCUCACAGAGGUAUAAACUACAGAUCGGGCACUUCCUGUGUCUGGUAGUGCUAGUCUAUUGUGCCGAGUACAUCAACGAAGUGGCCGCAGUGAACUGGAGAUUGUUUGCAAAGUAUCAGUACUUCGACUCCCGGGGAAUGUUCAUUUCUCUUGUGUUCUCUGCGCCGCUGCUCUUCAACGCCAUGGUCAUUGUGAUUAUGUGGGUACGGAAGACUUUGACUGUGAUGACGGACCUGAAGACCUUACAAGAGGAAAGAAAGGCGAGGAGGAGGAGGAGGAGGAAGGAGGAGUAAUGCUAGACUGCGGCUGUGCACCGCCACGUUUGCCCUCUGACUUGGUGGUUUCCAAGCUGGGAGCUGCACAUGGCCCAGACGCCUCCCGUCAGCCGACUCCUGGUUUGGAAAAAGGUUCUUACAGCUUAGCACACCACAAAUGGUUCUUAAUUAAGAGUUUACUCUGUUUGGGGCCCCCAUUCAAGCUCAUUGAAUGGGGACCCCCUCCUUUACAUGAUGGGAACUUUCUGGGUCAGCCACUUCAGUCACAGCUUCUCACAAGUUGCUGGUAGAUCUCUUUAUGUAACUAGAGUUCAUGAGGUUUUAAGUGUGGAAACUUGGAAAUAAAGAGCUCCAUUCUACUGGGACCACUACCUGCUCCUUCUGUUUCUAGCCUGUAGCGGUGGCUAUCAGCUAAGGGUGGCUUGUUCCCCCAGGAACUCUGCUGAUGUUUGUCACCGCAGGUGGACAUGGCACUUGUGUCCAUAGGACAGGGCCAAGGAUGCUGACGUCCUAGAGGGCACAGGACAGCCCCACCAUGGAGUAUUGCUGUGUAUAUAAUGUCAGCAGUACCCAGGCUGAGGGAGCGGUGAGGCAGGUCUGGGGAAGAAUGCGGUGUGUUUCAGUUCCCAUGAAGCCAGGCCUCUAAAUAAUUGAGUUGGGGCUAUGCCACUAGAAAUGUUUUGUUUAAAAAUAUUAAGCUAGAAUGAAAGCUGUAAAGUCAAGACUCUGUGGAAAAUAGUAUGUCAAAUGAACCGUUUGGUCUUGUUUUUUCUGGAUACAGAGUUAUAAAUACCUGCGUGCUCUGUGAAUGGCUUAGCUGUUUCUACCCAGACUGUGACAUCUUAUGUGGUUGGGGGCUGGCAAACACAGCAGGGUGUAUUGUCACCUGUGCCUCUGUUUUGUCAGACACCCUUGGUUUCUGUAGAAUCUGGAGCAAUAAAUCUGUAGAGAUUACAAAUGACUGAGACCCAGACUUAGAGACAGUAAGAAAUAUUAUACGCUCUUGGCUUUAGUUUAAAGAAAUAAUUUGUGAAUUAUUUUCUUUAUUUAAUAGGAUUUUUUCCU